AUGAAGAUGAAUAAGAUCAAAUGGAAAAAGUCCGAAUUUUGGGAUGAUUGCGGAACCUGGGCUAAUGGCACCUCACUAAGCUACACUUUUCUCGAGCGUGAUGGGAAACUGGUUACCAUUCAUAAAAGACAGGGUUUGUAUUGCACGGAGAAAGUGGUAGACAAGCAGAAAGUUCAUGAACCAUUGGAACCUCAGCCUGACUCCAGUGAACUUCUGAUUUUAAAGCGCUUGUAUAACACUUUAAACGCCAGUGAAAAAGGUCCAGAUCAGUUUCGACGCAGAUGUACAUGGGUCAUAAACAGACCAUUGUCAAUGCCACACUUGUCGUUAGACAAUGCUCUUGUAGAGUAUAUUGGACAAUUUCCAGGCAGGAAACCACAUGGUAAUUCAAUUGUGAACAGAGAUGUCUACAUUCGAACAAAAACCAAUGUACGAAACAACUUAAAAGAAGAACUAAAACAUCAUUCGGUAAAAGCUGUCAGAAAUAAAAUGAACAUACAAACGAAAGAUGAACAUUCAAAACAAAGAAAUGAAAAACAACUCAGAAAUAUAAAACACAUUCAAAAGAAGAAAACAGACAAACCUUCAGGAAAUGCGGCUGAUCAAAUAAUACACGUGGAAGAAAUGGUAAAAACCCAUGAUAUGGUUUACAGUGUGAAGCACUUGAAAGGACUGCACCAUCCUGUUGUAACUUUACUGAAUGAACAACAGAUUACAGAUAUUAAGCGUUUCUGCGGUACAGGAAGAACAGUGCUAGGGGUCGAUAAAACCUACAAUCUGGGCGAUUUCCACGUUACUCCGACAGUAUUCAAAGACCUCUCUGUUAUAAGGCAAGAAACUCAACAACAUCCCAUCACAUUUGGACCUACAUUCAUACAUACGAAUUCAAACGCAAAAACCUAUAGCUCAUUCUUUCAUGACAUCGCUGAUAAUUUGACGCAAGAAGAAAUAAAUAAUCUCGUGAUAGGAUCUGACGAAGAAAAAUCAUUUAAAAUAGCUAUUGAAAGGUGUUUACCAGGUGCCACCCAUACUCUAUGUACUCGACAUCUACGCCAAAACACAAACAGAUACUUGGAAGAUCACGUCGGCUAUCCAAAGCAGGAACGACAGCAGAUAACCUCGGCUAUUUACGGUGAGGAUGGACUAACAUUCACAGGGGACAUGGAUGCCUUUCAAUAUAAAUUAGAAAGACUCAAUGAAAAAAUCGAGACCCUGGACAGCAAAGUAGGUGAUAAAAAAUUCAAACCAUAUUUCAGCGACAGGCUUCUACCGGUGUUAAAAUCACAAGUGAUCGAGCCGUGUAAUAAAGGCAAAAUAGAACGCGGUUGGACUAACAACAAUUGCGAGUCCGCAAAUCACAUUUUGAAGUCCGCCACAGGCUGGAAGCAGACAGACCUUCCCAAAUUUAUUAACUUAUUUAAUGACAUUGUGAAGGGAGAAAACAUAGAGAGAUGCCGUGCGAUAUGCGGUAGAGGGGACUUCAGACUUCACGAUACAUUUACGCAUCACCAAACAGAUAUAGACAAAUGGUCAAACAUGUCCGAAGAAACUAGGAGCAACAGGGAGAAAAAGUUUCUCUCGGACAAAGGAAGGUCUCAUCCGAACAUGGUGACAUCAACAAAUGGAAACCGGACAGUACUGAACACUCCUAAUGCGGGGAAGAAGCCAAACCAAACAAAACGAAAAAGAUCAGAAAGGUCCCGUACACCGUCAGCAAAGCGAGUGUUGUUAGCCUAAAAAUGUACCACAAAAACAAAAUAGUAUGUUAUUGCUCAUGUUUGGUAUUUGCUAUAUUUACAAGUCAUGUUCGUUGGCAUAAAACAUGUAAAUACAUUGUACAUUGUUAAAGAGUUUCUACCAUAAAAACAAAAUAGUAUGUUAUGUCUCAUGUUUGGUAUUUGCUACAUUUACAAGUCAUGUUUGGUAUUUACAAGUCAUGUUCGUUGGCUGGCAUAAACAGAUUGUUGUUAACUUAAAAAAUGUAAAUAUAUUGUACAUUGUUAAUCAGUUUCAACCACAAAAACAAAAUAGUAUGUUAUUGCUCAUGUUUGGUAUUUGCUAUAUUUACAAAUCAUGUUCGUUGCCAUAUACAAAGUGUUGUUAACUUAAAAAAUAUAAAUACAUUGUACAUUGUUAAUGAAUUUCUACAACAAAACGAAAUAGUAUGUUAUAUCUCAUAUUUGGUAUUUACAAUCUUUACAAGUCGUGUUUGGUAUUUACAAUAUUUACAUGUCAUGUUCGUUGGCAUAAACAAAAUAGUAUGUUAUAUCCCAUUUUUGGUAUUUGCUACAUUUACAAGUCAACAGAUUGUUGUUAAAUUAAAAAAUGUAAAUACAUUGUACAUCAGUUUCUACCACAAAAACAAAAUAGUAUGUUAUAUCUCAUGUUUGGUAUUUGCUAUAUUUACAAGUCAUGUUUGGUAUUUACUAUAUUCACAAGUCAUGUUUGGUAUUUACACGUCAUGUUAGUCAGCAUAACCAGAGUGUUGUUAGCUUAAAAAUGUAAAUACACUGUACAUUGUUGAUAUAUGAAAUAUGUUUACAAGUUAAAAAAAAAC
This is a messenger RNA of Mercenaria mercenaria, 2557 nucleotides long. RefSeq lists its product as uncharacterized. The record is from RefSeq and is a predicted model, not a curated record. The transcript has 2 exons. The coding region runs from base 1 to 1737 and encodes 578 amino acids. Lineage: Eukaryota; Metazoa; Mollusca; Bivalvia; Venerida; Veneridae.